Molecule: messenger RNA, 1284 nt
Organism: Lontra canadensis (Northern American river otter)
Lineage: Eukaryota; Metazoa; Chordata; Mammalia; Carnivora; Mustelidae
Gene: ZFP36
Product: ZFP36 ring finger protein
Exons: 2
Coding region: 84-1070 (328 amino acids)
Molecular function (GO): metal ion binding; mRNA binding
Source: RefSeq, a predicted model, not a curated record
AGCGCUCCGCCAGCCAACCGCAGCCUGACUUCAGCGCUCGCACUUUUGGCCGAAUCCUCAGCCCAUCGGCCGUUCGCGCCGCCAUGGAUCUCUCCGCUAUCUACGAGAGCCUCGUGUCGGUGAGCCCUGACCUGCUAUCUGACCACGGAGAGACCGAGUCCAGCCCAAGCUGGGCCUCCUCGGGACUCUGGAGCCUCAGCUCAUCCGACAACAACCCGGCUGGGGUGGGUGCCCGACUGCCUGGCCGCUCCACCAGUCUGGUGGAGGGUCGAAGCUGUGGCUGGGUGCCACCACCCCCGGGUUUCGCCCCCCUGGUUCCCCGCCCGGGCCCUGAACUGUCGCCCUCACCCACCUCACCUACUGCAACCCCCACCACCUCAUCCCGGUACAAGACUGAGCUCUGUCGGACCUUCUCGGAGAGCGGGCGCUGCCGCUAUGGGGCCAAGUGCCAGUUUGCCCAUGGUCUGGGGGAGCUGCGUCAGGCCAGCCGCCACCCCAAGUACAAGACCGAACUCUGCCACAAGUUCUACCUCCAAGGCCGCUGCCCCUACGGCUCCCGCUGCCACUUCAUCCACAACCUCAAUGAAGAUCUGGCUGCCCCGGGCCACCCCCCUGUGCUGCGCCAAAGCAUCAGCUUCUCAGGCCUGCCCUCCGGCCGCCGGACAUCACCGCCACCGGCAGGCCUGGCAGGCCCUUCCCUGUCCUCCUGCUCCUUCUCUCCCUCCAGCUCCCCACCACCACCACCUGGGGACCUUCCACUUUCACCCUCUGCCUUCUCUGCUGCCCCUGGGACCCCAGUGGCCCGAAGGGACCCCACCCCAGCCUGUUGCCCCUCCUGUCGAAGGGCUACCACUAGUAGUAGCGUCUGGGGGCCCUUGGGUGGCCUGGCUCGGAGCCCCUCUGCACACUCCCUGGGAUCUGAUCCUGAUGAAUAUGCCAGCAGUGGCAGCAGCCUGGGGGGAUCCGACUCACCUGUUUUCGAGGCUGGGGUUUUUGGGCCCCCCCAGCCGCCUGCAGCUGCAGCCCCCCGGCGACUUCCCAUCUUCAACCGUAUUUCGGUGUCUGAGUGACAGGUGCCCCACCCGGUACAGAUCAGCUGGAUCUCAAGGGGGCCAUUUCUCUUCUGCUGGGGAUUCCGGGGAACUGGGGGACUCAAUCACAUAGCCUCCCCCCACCUUCCGAAGUGCAUUAACCCAUUCCCCUGACCCCACGCUGGGGCAGGUCCCCAGUGUGCAAGCUCUGUGUUCAUGGUGUUGGGGGAAGGAGUGUUUUCUGGGGUCUUGU